Messenger RNA from Frieseomelitta varia, 2781 nucleotides. RefSeq names its product ATP-binding cassette sub-family G member 4. The transcript has 11 exons. NCBI's taxonomy places the organism in Eukaryota, Metazoa, Arthropoda, Insecta, Hymenoptera, Apidae. The record is from RefSeq and is a predicted model, not a curated record. Gene Ontology annotation, molecular function: ATP binding; ABC-type transporter activity; ATP hydrolysis activity. Gene Ontology annotation, cellular component: plasma membrane. The coding region runs from base 409 to 2337 and encodes 642 amino acids.
CAGUACAGCACCGCGCCUCUUCUAUCGAGCAGUCUGUUCAAGACCAUCUCAGGCUGUUCAUUCGCUGUGCUGUCCUCGUGCCGUGAACUUUGUAUGCGCUUCACGUCGUCACCUCGGAUAAUAUGAGAGCCGUCUCAUGUAAUGUAAAAGUAGAUACAGUAUCUCUGUCAGGAACGCUUUAUCAUUCUUUUGUAAUUAAGUGUACAGUGUUUAUUCUAGUGAAAAUAUCGACGGUACGUGCCUCUCGGGGGAACAGCGCUUGGAUCGUGAAUGUUUUGCGCGUCUGAUGAGGGAAACAUUUAAAAAAUGCUGAUAAGUCGCGCUGGCCAUUCAGACGAAGAGAGAGAUAGAGAGAGAGAGAGAGAGCGGUGAAAAGUCGAAUGCGAAGAAUCGAGAAAGACGAAAUAAAUGGGGACGAAGGUACUCAUCGAGAUGCAACAGCAGCUAAGACAGGCUGUCACCGGCACUGAAAAUCCACCGACCAGCACCAAGCAGCUAGAGGACUUGAUGGACGUCGACAAUUCAAUUUUUCUAGUCUUCGAGGAUAUUACUUACACUGCCAGGCCGUGGUUACUUUCCGGGAGGAAGACUGAACUGUUGAAAAAUGUGAGCGGCGAAUUCAGAGCCGGCGAACUUACGGCGAUUAUGGGACUAUCCGGUGCUGGGAAGUCCACAUUGAUGGAUGUUCUAACUGGCUUUACAACGGCUGGCGUAACAGGGAACAUAAUGGUCAAUUCAAAAGCUAGGAAUCUCAAUGAAUUUCGAAGAUUGUCAGCGUAUAUAAUGCAAAACGACAAUUUGCAGCCACUGUUGACCGUGCAGGAAGCAAUGAACAUCGCUGCCGAGCUAAAGCUUACCAUAAGUUCUCAACAAAAGAAACAAAAGAUUGAUCAGAUUUUGACUACAAUGAGUUUGGACACAUGUCGCUACACACGUACCGGGAAACUCAGCGGCGGGGAAAGGAAAAGACUGGCUAUUGCCUUAGAACUAAUCAACAGUCCACCGAUUUUAUUCCUUGACGAACCCACUAGUGGACUUGACAGCGUGACCUCGAAAUAUUGUAUAACAUUGUUAAAGCAAUUGGCAAAAUCGGGACAAACAGUGAUUUGUUCGAUACACCAGCCUAGCGCCUCGUUGUUGAACAUGAUCGAUCACCUUUACGUGGUGGCGGACGGGAACUGCGUGUACAGCGGUAGCACGCAGAAUUUAGUGCCCUAUUUGAGCAGUCUCGGUUUGCAAUGUCCGACGCAUUACAACCCAGCCGACUAUUUAAUGGAAAUCUGUAACGGGGAUUACGGCAAGCACUUGCCGGAGAUGGUAAAUGCUAUAGAGAAUGGGAAAAAUAACGCAUGGAGGUCAACCAGUAAUGUAACCAACGUCAAUCACCAGGAGGAAGUGAUCGCUUUGAAUGUGACAGCAUCGUUCCAAGCACUUCGGCAACGAUCACCGUUGGAGAUACAGCACGUUCGCAGCAGGCACAAGGGAUCUGCCGAGUAUGCCACUGGCUUUUGGAAGCAACUAGUCAUUCUGCUUAAAAGAAAUGCUAUUAGACUCUCUAGAGAUAAGGUAUUAACAUUCACACGGCUCUCGAUGCAUUUCAUAAUUGCCAUAGUCGUUGGCAUGAUCUACUUCAAAGUCGGCCAGGAUGCUGUCUACGUGCUCGACAACUUUAAUCUUCUUUUCUUCAACAUAAUGUUUCUUAUGUUCAGUGCCUUCAGUGCCACAGUGACUACGUUCCCCUCGGAGUUGCCGAUCAUCAUGCGUGAACAUUUCAAUCGCUGGUACAAGUUACACUCGUUUUACUUGGCCAACAAAAUAGCCGACUUCCCUAUUCAAUUCAUAGCCAUUUGCUUGUACAUCCUCAUCGUGUAUUACAUGAGCGAUCAGCUGCUGGAACUUCAACGAUUUUGUCUCUACACGCUGAUGUGCUUUGCCGUUAGUAUGGUUGCUCAAACGUUCGGCCUCUUAAUUGGGACAGGAAUGAAAGUGCAGCAUGGCAUGAUCUUUGGACCACUCACGAUUCUUCCGUUUCUGAUAUUCAGCGGAUUCUUUGUUCAAUUCAGAGACGCUCAUCCUUACUUGCGAUGGUUGUUCCAUUUGUCAUUUCUCAAAUAUGGUUUCGAGGGUGUGAUGAUCGCUAUUUACGGAUACGACAGGCCGAAGCUUUUCUGUUCAGAUGUUUAUUGUCACUUUGCCAUACCGGAGACGCUGUUAAAUGCCGUAGACAUGAAACAAGCUAAUUACUGGUUCUGUUUGAUCGUGCUGGCCGCCUUGUACGUCAUGCUGGACAUUGGAACGUUCACGCUGCUGAAGUACAAAUUAGAGAAACGCAUAUGAAAAGUAAAAGCACGAGAAUCGAAAAUCCAGAAAGGAAAUUUUGAUAAGAUACUUUCUACGAUCGUGUUGUGUUCAGUGUAAAUAGAACGAUACGAAUGAACUGUUUUAAUUAAAGACUGACGUUUGUUUUCGAAGCCUCUGCGUAAAGAAGAAACGAGAAAGAAAAAGAAAAUGAUCAAAAAAAGCGUGAUUACCGAAGAGAGAUGAAAUUAUAUUUGCAUUUAAUUGUUAUUUUAUUACAGAGAAAGGGGAAAACAGGCGGCGAACGAUGUUGCCUGUACAGUACGACGUUGUACAAACGAUUUGUAUCAAAGUAGAAAUAUAAAUCCUGUUAUCUUGAGAUAGUAAAUCUUAGGGACCUCGAACGAUAACAAAUUUCAUGUACAAAUGAUGUUCGCGCAGAACGUAUCGAGGUAUGAUUAAAUAUAUUAUUUGUACAUUCCA